AUGGCGCCAGCAAUAGCUCCCCGGAGCAUCAGCUCUUCCGGCCAGCACAUGCGAUACUUCUCACGCUCCGUAUCCUCAGCAAUUACCUCCCUGUCAAGCUCCAAAGAUACCAAAAUGAUUUCGAAAACACCCGUCGCAUCUCUUUUCGCCCUCAUCCUUCGCGAGGCCCUCCAAUUCACGAAACAGGGCCUCCUGUCCUCGCCCUCCCGCCGCAAACUGGUCCAACCCGUCUUCCUCGACCCCCACUCACCCUCUCUCGAGAUCUCGUCCCACCCGCUCUCUAAGCGCCAGGUCCAAAUCCUCGCUAUCCCAACCACCUACGCAGGCCUGAACUCCGGUCCCCAACCUGGGGCACUGGUGGGCAUCGUUGUCGGCUCGAUCACCGGCUUUAUACUAAUCCUGUACAUUAUACUAUCGCUGUUCCGUCUACGAGGUGGCAGCGGCCAAGUGGUCGAAGAGAAGGUCAUCCGUCAUUCGCAUCGCCGACGCCCCUCACGGAGCGCUUCACGCACAUCUCGGAGUGCGAGCCGCGUGAUAUCCGCAGCGAGCUCUCCACGAAGGGAACGGAUCGUGAGAGAAGAGGAAACAGUCAUCGUGGAGGAACACGUCGAUCCGCCCAGUAUCGUGGACGAUGAUAUCGUUGAGGUCAUUGAGGAGCAUUCCCCUGAGAGGCGGCCGCCCAGGAAACCUAGUGGGAGGAGCGGGUAUCGGACGGUGGAUCCAGCAGAGUUUGGCGGUGGAGGAGCGCCGAUGAGGAAACUUGGACGGCGGCGAUAG
This is a messenger RNA of Cladophialophora carrionii CBS 160.54, 777 nucleotides long. RefSeq lists its product as uncharacterized. The coding region runs from base 1 to 777 and encodes 258 amino acids. The record is from RefSeq and is a predicted model, not a curated record. The transcript has a single exon. Lineage: Eukaryota; Fungi; Ascomycota; Eurotiomycetes; Chaetothyriales; Herpotrichiellaceae.